AUGAAUUCCAUUCUUGAAAAUUUAAAAUUGUUUUUCAUUUUAGCUUUUUGUGUUUUUGACCAGUGGAAAAUAUAUUUUGUAAUGAUAAGAAUGUUCAGUUUUGCUAAAUAUUACAUGUGUAUUAAUGGUUCAUACCUAUUUGAUGUAAAACCAGCUCCUGUAAGCUCUUUGCUAAGAGAUGUAAGGAGUGCAUCCAAGCUUCGUUCUGUUGUGAUAUUUGAAUUACAGCUUCCUGCUUCAACUAUGAAAACAACAUCAGUUGAUUUUGGUUGUAAACUUGUAGAUAAUUUCCAGAAGAGGAAAUCUUUUCAAACAUACCCUGGAGAAACAGGAACUGAAUUGAGAAGACUUCAUUUUGAAAAAUUCAUUACAUUUGGUUACUAA
This is a messenger RNA of Gryllus bimaculatus (two-spotted cricket), 384 nucleotides long. The record is from the annotation of a GenBank genome assembly. NCBI's taxonomy places the organism in Eukaryota, Metazoa, Arthropoda, Insecta, Orthoptera, Gryllidae.